Molecule: messenger RNA, 1303 nt
Organism: Lotus japonicus
Lineage: Eukaryota; Viridiplantae; Streptophyta; Magnoliopsida; Fabales; Fabaceae
Exons: 1
Coding region: 413-955 (180 amino acids)
Source: RefSeq, a predicted model, not a curated record
AUUAAUCAAGAGACUUGCAUUGGUGGGUAAAGAGUUGGUGAAUCAAUGAAAAUAAAAAAAAAAAAAGCUAAGGGCAGAUUAGUAAGUAAACACAAAUUGUAUUAUGUACAGCUUGUCCAGCAUGAUGCCAACCGCGUUCAGUACAGCCGUGUCCUUCAUAAUUCAUAUUGUAAACUUGUCGAUGGUUAAAACUACUAUAUCUCUGUCUCUUUCUCAUCCACACUACGCGUCCAACACUCCUGAAACACACAUCCAUAUAUGUAUAUAAAGAGCAACCACUUUCUAUCAUCACAUCAGCAUUAAGCAUCUUCGGAAAAAAAUCAUACUACACUCCUCCUCUACGUUGGUGUUCCAGCUAACAUCAAUUCAGUUCAAAGCAUACUUGGCAUUUAGUUCAGAGAAAACAAACAUCAUGGCAUUGAAGAACCGUGGGGUUGGCCAGAGGGCAUGGAACCUCCUACGGCUCUCAUUGCUGUGGGCACGUAAAGGCGGCGUGUUCAGGCGACGGCUCGCGACUGAGCUUCGUUUGGUACCUAAGUACUUGAAGCGCCUCGGCCACACAACACCACAGAACCAAAUUAAUUACUACUUUGAGCGCGAGCUCUCAUUCGACAAGACCCCGAUCUUCCAUGUCAAGAUGUACCGGCCAUCCUCCAUGCGCUUCAACUUGCCUCACAUUCCCUGUAUAAACCCACAUGUUGAUUUUGACUAUGACUUUGAGGAUGAUAAUGACAAUAUUGUUGAGUAUGACAAUGGGAGAAAGAGUAUUGUCCUUGUGAAUGCAGAAGACCAUGGCCAAGACAUUGCUUUCAGUGAAGAAGACCAAGAAGAAGAUGAACAAGGGAUAGAUAAGCAAGCGGAUGAGUUCAUUGCUAGAUUCUAUCAGCAAAUGAAGCUGCAGCGCCAGAUUUCUCUUCUACAAUACACUGAAACACCCACGAGAGACACAAAUUGAACAUGCUUAUACAUUCAACAUUCAAAGCGCAGAUUCACCUUCUUUUCUAAUUUCCUGAGAUCAACUUCCAUUUUCUUCUCUUAUGAGUUUUGAUGCUGCAGUCCACAUAGAUUUUUUGCUUCAUGAAAAAAAAAUCAAAAAUAGAGAGAAAGAGAUGCAUUCUGUAUUUACUGCGGGAAGUCGUAAAUACUAGGAGCUAUCCUUGAGUUCUAUCUAGUAUUUACAAAAAAAUUUAUACUUAUCAUUUCAAUAAAUAUUACAGGGUUAAUAUUGUUGAGUUCAAUAAAAAAAAAGUUUUUUUUGUUGUUAAAUUUUCAAUAAAAGAAUAUGCAACUAUUUUACAAGUUA